Molecule: messenger RNA, 4334 nt
Organism: Scleropages formosus (Asian bonytongue)
Lineage: Eukaryota; Metazoa; Chordata; Actinopteri; Osteoglossiformes; Osteoglossidae
Gene: ace
Product: angiotensin I converting enzyme (peptidyl-dipeptidase A) 1
Exons: 25
Coding region: 139-3996 (1285 amino acids)
Biological process (GO): proteolysis
Cellular component (GO): plasma membrane
Molecular function (GO): peptidyl-dipeptidase activity; metallopeptidase activity
Source: RefSeq, a predicted model, not a curated record
GUGAAGACGGAGGCACAGAAGAUCCACUGGAGGACAACAGAAUCCGACCACUGCUGAUUUUUUGCAACUGCUUUCUUUUCUACCCAUUGCCUUCUUACUUAUUCCUUCACGCUCGCAGCCAGACAAAAUUGGACCAGUAUGCUCUGGGCUGCACUGCUAGUGGCAUUGCUGUGUGGUGCACAUUGCCUGCCAGUAGACUGGCAACCAGGGAUGUACCCCAGCACAGAGGAAGGAGCGAAACAAUUUGUUGAUGAAUAUAAUUCAACGGCAGAGGAGGUUUUCUUCUACAGCACCAGUGCCAGCUGGGCAUACAACACCAACCUGACUGAAGAGAACUCCAAAAUACAGGUUGAAGCCUCCUUAGAGGAACAGGCCUUCACAGAAGCCUGGGGGAAGAAGGCGAAAGAAGUCUUUCCUGAGGCUGUGCUGGACACGUUCAUAGACACGCAGCUUAAGAAACUCAUAAAGGGUAUCAGUAUCCUCGGCCCUGCUAAUCUAGCUCCAGCAGAGAGAGAGAAGUACAACAGCAUUCUGAGUAAGAUGGACAACAUAUACUCCACAGCAAAAGUGUGCCCCCCAGGACAGGAGAUAAACUGCUGGUCAUUGGAGCCCGAGCUGACUCAGAUCAUGGCAACCUCACGGAGCUACAAGAAGCUGCUCUAUGCCUGGGAGGGCUGGCACAACAACUCUGGCAUGCCUCUGAAAACAGUGUACCCAGAUUUUGUUGAACUCAGCAACAAUGCCUCUCGCAUGGAUGGCUUUAAAGACACCGGGGACUACUGGCGAUCCUGGUAUGACUCACCUAACUUUGAAGAAGACUUGGAGAGGAUUUACAAGCAGUUGGAGCCACUGUACCAGAAUCUGCAUGCAUUCGUGCGCCGCAAACUGUAUGAACGUUAUGGCCCAAAGUACAUCAACCUCAACGGACCCAUCCCAGCACAUCUCUUAGGAAACAUGUGGGCACAAACUUGGAACAACAUCUAUGACAUGAUGAUCCCCUUCCCAGGGAAGCCCAAUGUUGAUGUCACGGAUGCUAUGAUUGCACAAGACUGGACCACCACAAAAAUGUUCAGAGUCUCAGAUGAGUUCUUCACUUCACUGGGUCUGGAAAAGAUGCCAGAUGAAUUUUGGAACAUGUCCAUGCUAGAGAAGCCAAAUGAUGGACGUGAGGUGGUGUGCCAUGCCUCUGCCUGGGAUUUCUACAACCGCAAGGACUUUAGAAUCAAACAGUGCACCACAGUGACCAUGGAACAGCUCUUCACUGUGCACCAUGAGAUGGGCCACAUUGAAUAUUAUCUGCAGUACAAAGACCAGCCUGUCAGCUUCCGUGGUGGUGCGAAUCCAGGAUUUCAUGAAGCAAUUGGUGAUGUGCUGUCUCUCUCUGUCUCGACUCCAAAACACCUGAAGAAGAUUGGCCUGCUGGAGAACCUGGUUGAAGAUCAUGAGAGUGAUCUUAACUACCUAUUGAAGAUGGCUCUGGAGAAGAUAGCCUUCCUGCCUUUUGGGUUCCUCAUUGACCAGUGGAGAUGGGGAGUAUUCAGUGGCAAGACCCCCCCUGAGCGCUACAAUGCAGAUUGGUGGUAUCUGAGAACUAAAUACCAAGGAAUCUGCCCUCCAACAAAGCGCACAGAGGAACAUUUUGAUGCUGCUGCCAAAUACCAUAUCCCUGGAAACACACCAUAUAUCAGAUAUUUUGUGAGCUUUAUUCUGCAGUUCCAGUUCCAUGAGAGGUUGUGCCAGGCAGCCAACCACACAGGGCCAUUGCACCAGUGCGACAUUUUCCAAUCCACUGAAGCAGGCAAAAUCCUGGAAACGGUCCUGAAAGCAGGUUCAUCCAGACCAUGGAGAGAAGUUCUGAUGGAAGCUGUGGGGACUGGUGAGAUGGAUGCCAGUGCCCUCAUGAAGUAUUUUCAGCCCAUCACUGAGUGGCUGAAGAUGGAGAAUAAGAAUGAGACCCUGGGCUGGCCUGACUUUGAGUGGAGGCCACCAAUGCCAGAGGGCUACCCUGAAGACAUUGAUAAGAUUGCAGAUGAAGCACAGGCCAAGAAAUUCCUGGCUGAAUUCAACAGUACAGCAGAAGUUGUGUGGAAUGCCUAUACAGAGGCCUCCUGGGCAUAUAAUACAAACAUAACUGAAGAAAACAAAAAAAUCAUGCUGCAGAAGAACUUAGAAAUGUCUAACCACACACUGAGAUAUGGGUUGGAGGCACAGAAGUUUGACACAACAGACUUUCAGGAUCCAUCUGUGAAACGAAUCCUGAAAAAGCUUAGCGACAUUGAAAGGGCAAGACUUCCAGAGGAGGAAUUAAAGGAGUACAACAAUCUACUCGCCACCAUGGAGACAAAAUACAGUGUAGCACAAGCUUGCAGGGAUAACGGAGAGUGUCUCCCCUUGGAACCAGACCUCACCAAGAUCAUGGCUGAAAUCAGAGACUACGAUGAGCUCCUGUUUGCCUGGCAGGGCUGGCGCAAUGCUUCUGGCAAGGGUCUUCGACAAGACUACAAGAGAUACGUGGAGCUGGCCAACAAGGCUGCUAGACUUAAUGGUCAUGCUGACAAUGGGGCAUUCUGGCGCUCCCUGUAUGAGACAACAACAUUUGAAGAGGAUCUUGAGAGACUGUGGAAGGAGCUUGAGCCACUCUAUCUCAAUGUGCAUGCAUAUGUUCGCAGAGUGCUCUUUAAACAUUAUGGACCUGACCGAAUCAACCUGAGAGGUCCUAUUCCAGUACAUCUUCUGGGUAACAUGUGGGCCCAGUCUUGGGCUGCAAUAAUGGACUUGGCAGUCCCAUAUCCAGAUGCUACUCAAGUAGAUGCUACCCCUGCCAUGAUAGCUAAGAAAUGGGAUGCCAGAAAGAUGUUUAAUGAGUCUGACAGAUUCUUCACCUCUCUGGGUUUGAUCCCUAUGCCCCCUGAGUUCUGGGACAAAUCCAUGUUGGAAAAGCCAACUGAUGGCCGAAAUGUGGUUUGCCAUGCCUCCGCCUGGGACUUCUACAAUCGUAAGGACUUCAGGGUCAAACAGUGCACAGUGGUGACCAUGGAUGAUCUCAUUACGGUUCACCACGAGAUGGGUCAUGUACAGUACUUCCUGCAAUAUAAAGAACAGCCCAUUUCCUUCAGAGAAGGAGCCAACCCAGGAUUCCAUGAAGCUAUUGGUGAUGUGAUGGCUCUGUCUGUCUCCACACCAAUGCAUCUGCACAGCAUUGGUCUUCUGGACAAUGCAGAAUCCUCAUAUGAGAGUGACAUUAAUUACUUGAUGAGCAUUGCUCUGGACAAAAUCGCCUUCCUGCCUUUCGGCUACUUGAUGGACCAGUGGAGGUGGAAGGUGUUUGAUGGGCGGAUUUCUGAAAAGGACUAUAACAAGGAGUGGUGGAAUCUGAGGCUGAAGUAUCAGGGUCUGUGCCCACCAGUAGCCCGCAGUGAAGAGGAUUUUGAUCCGGGCUCAAAAUUCCACAUACCAGCCAAUGUCCCAUAUGUCAGGUAUUUUGUGAGCUUUGUCAUCCAGUUCCAGUUCCACCAGGCCCUGUGCCAAGCGGCCAAUCAUGUUGGCCCACUCCACACUUGCGACAUCUAUCAAUCAAAGGCCGCUGGGAAGCUACUGGGAGAUGUGAUGAAGCUUGGCUUCAGCAAGCCUUGGCCGGAAGCCAUGACUAUGAUCACUGGUCAGCCCAACAUGUCUGCGCAGGCAUUAAUUGAAUACUUCCAGCCUCUCAUCAAGUGGCUGGAGACAGAAAACAACAAAAACAAUGAUGUCCGUGGCUGGCCUGAGUAUAACUGGAAACCAUUCGCUCAAAGCACAGAAGAGAAAAAAGUGGACUUCCUUGGAUUAAGUGUAGACAGUGCUGCAGCUGUGGCAGGCCAGUGGGUCCUACUGGUGCUGGGAUUGGUGUUGCUGCUUGCAACCAUCUUUAUGGGCUAUAAGAACUAUAAAGCAAAGAAGUUGGCAAAGUCCUCCUCUAUAAUUAAGCUAGAUUCCACAGAACAAAGCAAUAAAUUAUAGGCCUCUUUCACUUCCUGAAUCAGUGCUGAUUUGUGAAUGUUUGGUUCAUGUCCACCUGCUUCCCUGUUGAAUGUCUUAUAAUUUUUUUAAAAUUCAGGUCAGAAUUGUUUGACUAUGCAAAGAAGCAGUUCUGUAAUUUAUUUGCUGCAUUGAAUAAUGGAAGAAGAUAUUCAGUCUUUUGUGUAUAAAUUUUGUGUGACUUAAAACUUAAAAUGUAUUCCUAAAUAUUUGCCUUUAUACAAUAAAAUUAAAUAUGUUUACUGUCUCACUUUGCCCUUACAAAGAAAUUAUGAGCAGGAAAUAUGAAUUAAAUAAUGAAUCCCUGCAAUGGACUAGCA